Molecule: messenger RNA, 3330 nt
Organism: Perognathus longimembris pacificus (Pacific pocket mouse)
Lineage: Eukaryota; Metazoa; Chordata; Mammalia; Rodentia; Heteromyidae
Gene: Arhgap25
Product: Rho GTPase activating protein 25
Exons: 8
Coding region: 1434-3002 (522 amino acids)
Biological process (GO): actin filament organization; negative regulation of small GTPase mediated signal transduction; phagocytosis, engulfment
Cellular component (GO): phagocytic cup
Molecular function (GO): GTPase activator activity
Source: RefSeq, a predicted model, not a curated record
AAUGUAUGUUACUUGCCAAACUCUAUACCCAGCCUGGGAGGCAAACCAGAAGCAGUAAGAAGAGGGAUAAAAGAAAAAAAAAUCCCCCAUUCAGGGCACUUAUUGUCUACUAGCAGACGUAGAAGUUAACCUCCUAAAGCCAAGGAAAAACAUAAAAUUACAGCUUUGAGACAAGUGCCAUGCAAGAAAACACAUGCCAUGUGGGAAAAAAAAAGAAAUCUUUGUCAAGAAAGGUGAGGGAGAUUUUCUUGAAUGAAUGAUUCAUUGAACUCUGAAGGGCCAGCAGAAGUGAACCUUUAGAGAAAGGGGAAGGAAUGGAGUUUCAAUGAAAGGGAACAGCGAGAAAGUGGGUCCUGUGAUAGGAAGACAACAAACUGCAGGGUGGGGAAGCUGGUGACAGUAGAGAUGGAUUUGUCAAGAUAUGGGUUUCAUCCUAGCAGGUGGGUAUUUGCAAUCAAGAAGGCAAUAAAUUGGGUUAAUCUUGAGAAGAUCGUUCUUAUUGUAUGGAGAAUGGCUUGGACUAGAAGUAGUAGAUCAGAGUAAAAACAGGAGACUAGCAAUAAAACUAGACAAGAGGACAGAUGGUAGUUUGGACGAGCAGGUUGAAAGUGGAUUGGUUUGCUCAGCACUCCAGAGGUAACAUUGCCAGGAUGUGGGAAAGAGCAUGGAGAGAGAAAGUAGUUUCAGAGAUGACUCCUGGAUUCCUGGCCUGGGGAUGACAGAGGGAUGAAUCCCGGCUGGCAGGGUGGGACUGCCUCAGCUCUCUCUCUACAAUCUUACUCCUCCUGUCUGUCUGUGAUGCUGGAAGGCCAUUCCAGGUCUCUGGGCUGUGUCUGUUUAGGCCUUAGCACUGUUGGCUCAGUCUUUUCAACAGGAAGGGAAGCGUCUCAGUUUAGUCAACAGCCCACCUCCACGAUCAUUCUCUCUGCAGGCAGGGCUGAUGCUGAGCCACGUGCAACUCUGAAAGCAUUUCCAGGGAAUGGUAGGCUGGCUUCAUAAACGCUAAGUGAACUUCUGUGUUCCUGCCAGACACUGAUAUAUGAAGCAAUGCUGGGAAGGGCUUGUGUAGGAGAGUUUUUUUGUUGUUUUUUUUUUAAAACCCACCUCUGAGAUAUCUCUUGAAUGGCAGUUGACAAUUAGCGACUAAGUAAAAGGAGGCACUUAUUUUUAUUGAGGCCCUGACAGCUUUAUGUUCACUCUUUUAAAGCCAAGAGUCAUGUGUAUAAAGGUGAGUAGGGAGGAAAAAGGGGGGUGGAAAGGAAGAAGCCAGGAGGGCUGGGCAGGUGCCGGCAGAUCCCAUGUUUCCUGCCAGGGAAUCAGACUGAACAGUAUUUGCAAGCAUGUGCUGAUCUGGAAGCCAGAGAGGACGGGGCUCCAGUUCAGGGAGGAGAGGCUCCAGGCUGGCUCUCACGCUGAAAGUCCUGGCUGCUACCAUGCCUCGUAUUCCCAGGAUGCCGCGCUGGGAACUGGGCUGUGGCUUUCCUACCCUGGUGCUGCUCUUUUGUUGGGAUUACAGGAAGAAAAGCCCCAGGCUCCGAAAGAAAGCGGUGUUUGGUCAGCGCUUGGAUGAAACUGUGGCCUAUGAACAGAAGUUUGGCCCCCACCUCGUGCCCAUCCUGGUAGAGAAGUGUGCAGAGUUCAUUCUGGAACACGGUGUGAAUGAAGAGGGCAUCUUCCGUCUGCCUGGGCAGGACAACCUGGUGAAGCAGCUGAGGGAUGCUUUUGAUGCUGGGGAGAGGCCCUCCUUUGACAGAGACACAGAUGUGCACACCGUGGCCUCUCUAUUCAAGCUCUACCUCCGAGACCUCCCAGAGCCAGUGGUUCCUUGGAGCCAGUAUGAGGGAUUCCUGCUCUGUGGGCAGCUCAUGAAUGCAGAUGAGGCAAAGGCUCAGCAAGAGUUGAUAAAGCAGCUCUCCAACCUUCCUCGUGACAACUAUAGUCUCCUGAGCUAUAUCUGCAGGUUUCUACAUGAAAUCCAGCUGAACUGUGCUGUUAACAAGAUGAGUGUGGAAAACCUGGCUACUGUGAUUGGUGUGAACCUCAUCAGGUCGAAGAUUGAAGACCCUGCUGUGAUUAUGAGAGGAACUCCACAGAUCCAAAGAGUCAUGACGAUGAUGAUAAGAGACCAUGAAGUCCUCUUUCCCAAGUCCAAGGAUGCACCACUGUCACCCCCUGUCCAGAAAAAUGACCCUAAGAAACCACCAGUGCCUCGAAGUUCUGUAGGUUGGGAUGCUACUGAAGACACUCCAGUUUUCAGGACAGGAAGUACUAGUAACAGGACAAGUGAUUCAGAUGCUAGUAGUCCCACUAGACUACAGCCAAGUGACCAGCAGCAAGAAGACAGCAGCAAGAUUCCCAGGGAAAAGUCAGGAGAUUGGAAGAUACAAUCUCGAAAAAGGACUCAAACACUCCCUAACAGGAAAUGUUUCUUAACGUCAGCUUUUCAAAGUGCCAAUAGCAGCAAAGCAGAGGUCUUUAAAAAUGAAUUUUGGUCUUCAGGGGCCAAGGCAGGGGAAGGGCACAGGAGAACCAUGUCUCAGGACUUGCGCCAUCUUUCUGACUCCCAGAGGACUUCUACCUAUGAUAAUGUCCCUGUCCUACCAGAGGGUUCUGGGAACACAGAACCUGUGCUGUCUUCCUCUGCUUGUGAUUCUGGCACAAACUCUGAAACUGGGCCUGGAAGGAAGAACUCCGGAGAAGAAGAACUGGAUUAUCUGCAGAGGCUGGUCCAGGACCUAAGGAAGGAAAUAGAAAUACAGAAGCAAACAUAUGAGGAGCAGAUAAAAAACCUUGAGAAGGAAAAUUACGAUGUCUGGGCUAAGGUAGUAAGACUCAAUGAAGAGCUGGAGAGUGAAAAGAAGAAAUUUGCUGCAUUAGAAAUCAGCCUGCGCAACAUGGAGCGCUCCCGGGAGGAUGUGGAGAGGAGGAACAAGGUCCUGGAAGAAGAAGUCAAGGAAUUUGUAAAAUCAAUGAAGGAGCCUAAGACCAAGACAGAUGCUUGAGGGUUCCAGGAGUACUGCUAGGAUAACCUGUUGAGAAGGGCCCAGCUCUGCUGCUUCUCAUCUGCUACCUGAUGAUAGGGAAACCAAAGUACACUCUGAGAGUCCUAAAAGGGACAAUUGUGAGGAGAAACACGCUUCCUAGUAAAUAAAUUGGCAGAGUUUUCAGGAAGCUAAGGGUCAGCGGAGACUCAUAUGGACACGUGGCACUUGAGUCUUUUGUGCGUGAGGCAAUUGUGUUAUUCCUCCGUAGCCUCAGGCAGAGUGAAAUGGAACUUUCCAGGUAGAUUGACUACAGUCCAAUGGAGACCCUUGGGGCAGGACAUCUGAG